AUGGCACUAUCAGCCUUUAGUAAUCGAUCACUUCUCAAGUGUGCAGCAACCCUUUCGGGACGAGAUACUCAGUCAGAAACACUACUGACCUCUAGAUCGUAUUUUGAUAGUAAAAGGAUCGUAUUUUAAGUCGUAUUGGGACCUUAUUUGCGUCGUAAAGUGAUCGUAUUUACAUCGUAAAUUAACUUAAAUUAAUCGUAUUCAUGUCGUAAAGUAAGUUUUCAAAAAGUCGUAUUGUGUCGCUUUUACGAUAAAGGUACGGUACAACUACGAGCAGAAGAAGAGAGUUGAACUCGUAUUUUUAUCGUGAAAUGUCGUUUUCACGAUCACAUUCAGAGAUUUUUACCAUAAAAAAAUCGUAAAGAAAUCGUGAUUUGUCAUUUUACGACAAAGGCACGGUGCAACUACGGGCGGAAGAAGAGUUUUGAAGUGGUAUUUCUAUCGUCAAAUGUCGUUUUUACGAUCAAAUUUAGAGAUCUUUACCUUGCAAAUAAUCGUAUUUUGUCACUUUCACGAUAAGGUCACGGUGCAACUACGAACAGAUGAAGAGAUGGGAAGUGAUAUUGAUAUCAUCAAAUGUAGUUUUUGCGACUUUUUGCUCGGAUCCGGAUCCGGGAAUUUUCUGCAUAUGAAAUCUGGGAAAUCUUUGCUUCUGGAAUCCGGAAUCCUGGCUUUGGAAUCUGGAAUACAGCUCAAGAAAUCCAGAAUCACGGCGUGGAUCCAGAAUCCAAGACUUUCUUGGAUCCACAAUAAAGAUACAGCGAACUGUCUAAAGAAAGGCGCCUUUUGUCAGAUGUGGAAAUCUUUUUUAUGUGGUCGAUUCUACGAUGCACACAUUUUUUGACGUCCAGUCGACUGAAACAAAAAGCAGCCAUUCUAUCUUUACCUGGUGUUUCACCCAGACACAUGUUUUCCUAGUCACCUUUGCAGCCGGCCGUUAUGGUCAAGUGACGUAGCGCUCCUCUCCAAGGGUAAAACGGCUACGCAGAAGACAGUGUUUUGUUCUUUGGCUUUAGAUUUAGAAAUCCUUACCUUGUAACUUUUUCGAUGGAGAUACUAUUCAAUUACAAUCUGAGAAGAAAGGCUUUUGCUGAGAAGGUUUAGAUAUCCUUGCGCCAUUUGGUCGUUUUUACAGUGAACACACAGUUUAGUUACAAACAGAAGAAGCCAUUUUAAGUUCCUCGUUUGUACAAUGACUACAGAACGGCCACUCAAAGAAUGUGAACAUUCUUAUUUUUUAUUCAGUUUACAAGACAUAUCUCUGACAGGACUAUCAAAAACGUUCAUAUAAAAUAUCGUAAUUAUAAUUACAAUAUACUAACUGCAAUUAAUAUCGUUUACCUGUAAUAUUUCAAGUAGAUAUUGUGGUUCUCAAAAUUCAAAAUUUCAUUAAAAUGAAGGAUUAUGCACAAGACGUUUACAAGGUAAUGCUCCGAUAAAAGUCGAUCGCACACCCUUCAAAUCGCAAAAACUUCGAAACUUCGGAAUUCCCACCUUUUCAAGGUUAUUACACCUUACGUUGGUCUCGGGUGUUGUCUUUGUUCGCACGCGUUAACUUCUGAUUUUGAGUGUCACAUAAAUGCUAAUCAAAACAACAUUGUCAAAAUGUGAAUUAUAGAUGUUACUGUAGCAUGGCAAUGUGGCCAUUAUUCUUUUCAUCCUAGUUUAGCAGUAGAGAAGAAACAGAUCGUAGAAUGUACGCGGACGCUUAGCUGGACUCCGGAGAAAGCGAACUACCCGAGAAGGGAACUGGAGGGAGACCGUCUUCUCUUAAGGGUCUUGAGUGCCUUGUGCGCUCGUCCACGCGACAAUCCUAAAGGACUGCUGCCAUUCUGAAAAAAAAAAAACAUAAUGAACGGUAUAACAGUAUGAAGCAAGGAUCACUUAUGUAGAAGCAAGAAAGAUGGAAAUCAUAUUGUAAUGAACUUCAAUGCCAGGUAGUUGCGCAACUAAAAAGAACUUACUAAGGGGCAGAAAGUAUCAGGCCAAGGAAUCUUUAACUGUCACACCAUUUAAAUGAAAUAUAACUCUCAAUUUACCGGUGAUUCAUCGUGGCUUCCUAGUACAUGCACACAGAGAGCCUAUUCCUCUCCGGCCUAGCCUACCUAACAAGUGGGUGCGAUCUUUUUUUUCUCUUUUUCCAAUUUUUUCGACAAACUCGCGCGGAAAAGCUUACUAUCCAGGCUAUCUCGGGACAGUCUGGUAAGUUUUCCAACAGACUGUGGGGGCAUGAUUGAAAAUUUUGGAACUCGUGGAGCUAUAAGUUUGAUUCCUUCAAAGGCAUUAUACCAAAACCAGCACUACGUGAUUCCAAGAAUUUUUGGAUUAAACGUUAUACACAUUUGUACAAAUUCGGGGCCGAUUUUCAUGCCCGAUUUCUUGUUUUUUAUUAUUAUUAUUAUUUGUAGAUUGAUAUAUCAGUUUGUAGGCUUAUCUUUAUUUGUAGGCCGUUUAUGGUUUGCUCAUAGGGUAACGUACUCCUACCUGAUUCGCUCCUAUGAGGAUGUAAAGGGCUACUUUAGAUGAAGAUUAGCCACAGAGAAUCAAGCACAUGAAUGAAUUUGCACCGGACGACGGCAUAAUCGGAUCCUGGUGUCUUUUAAUGUCGUCAUAGUCAACUGAAAUUAAAUAAUUUGCAUCAUAAGGUUACUGUUUAUAUUAUAUCACAUAAGCUCUUUGAAAUCCCUUUGCUUAGCUAGUCUACUUUGUAUCGCAAAGUUGAAGCGUCUGUCUGAACCUAAAAUGCAAAUCAAUACUAAUCAAUAUCUUUUUCUACCUUGCGUACUCUCUAAGGGUGGAUUUCCAUUGUCUAGCCCGUGUGCGGACCUCCCCCCCCCCUCCCCUCAUGAAAAAUUCGGAGAAGGGUCCCUUCUCCGAAUUUUGGGCUAGGGACUUUUAAUACGGUGAAUGAAUCAGAUCAUAUUUGAGACUAAAUGAGUCAAACAUAAAAUCUGUAAUAUCUGUAAUCCAGACUGAACCGAGCGAAGCGAACUGCUCGAGCAGUUUCUGCGAAUCUUCGCACCUCUCUUGUUUACAGUUACUCUGGUAACAUCAUGCAAUUUUCGCCCUUUUCGCCGCUAGUCGCCACAGGUGAAGUUUCCACACACUCGUUGACUAAAGCGUCAAGAUUAUAGCAUUGAUUUCAAUCAAACUAAUUUAAUUAGAACGUAGACGGUUAAAUGUAACACGAAUAUUAUGGGUUUUUUAACACUCACUCUGUAACCGACCGCUUUCAUAAAUCAUGUUUGUCUGUAGUAAACUUUUUAUUAUACAGUAUACGCGUCCUAGUAUACGCCAUUUUGUAUUACUUCUCUCUGAAAAAUAGAAAACAGAUUAAACGCACAAAAGGCCAUACAUAUUCAAAAGCCAUGGAAACGUAUAACACUGUUUCACUUCUUUUUAAAUGCCAAAGCUUAAACUACAGCUCAAGAACACGUGUAAUAAAUAAAAUGUUGCCACUGUUAAAUUCAGUUAGGGUAACAUUUUUAAUUCGAGGUUUUCCAUUACACCUGUUAAAACGAAGUAGACUUACUUAUUUGGAAAAGAAAUUUAAAGAUUAUUAAAUAACUCACCAAAACAUUAGCCUUUUAUAGCAGUCCUUUUGCCUUUCGUUCUCCUUGCUUUCUCGUUUAAAAUGUUGAGUAAACGGCGCGCGAAAAUGUGGCGGUAAGCGCAACAAGAGUUGACACGUGACAAUAUGUUAGGCAUCUCAUUGGUUUGUGGUUUUCUCGUCUGCCAAGCAGAGUAGUUCUUCUUUGUUGAUCACCUCGAUGUAAUGUGUUUCUAAAAGGGGUUUCUUGCUUGAACCAAAAUUUUUUGUAGUAAUGGUAGCUAGCUAUUUAGCUGAUUUACUGUAGGAACACGAGUAGCCAUAGCGGUCUCGAUCGCCCAUCGGUAUGGGGGCAAGGGACCUUGGCGGAACGGGGGAUGUAAAGAUUUAAUAAAAUCCAGCCCUACUCACCUAAGAUCACCUGAUGAUCCGCUCGGAACUUUACAUAAGAUUUUCGGGUACGUCGUUACUCAAGUGGUCGUUACCACUCGGGUUGACCAAACGUUCACAAUUGUGCCGAAUAACUUGGCGGUUUUAAUACUUUUCCAAACUCAGCAAAUGAAAUGUGUGCUUUCUGGUUCCGGUGUGCUGCUUUUACUUCGAAGGAACUACAUUUUCCACUCACUUUCAACAGCAUUGUAUUAUUAAAAAAUAUAAGCUUUUGAACAGUAUUUAAGUUGAGAUGUUCGGUGACGACGCUUUCCUGCAUCGCAUUGCGUGACACUUCGUAGUUGAACAGGUAAGGGCGCUCACUCUCGAAAAUGUGUUGUGUUCGCAGACGUUCUGAAGCUUUACUUGCUGGGUUUAUUCCUAUAAUUAUUACAUCUCUGCCAGAAAUGCUACAGGUUUACAACAACACGUACUAGGAUUGUACAAUAAAAAUGUAAGAAACUAGCUAGUACAAUACACUUUUCGAGUCGUAAAUAAGAUGAAAGUGCGAUGUAUUUACCUUAUGGCAAUCAUCUUGGAAUAUAAUCGUACUGUGUGUAAGACAAUAUUACGAUAAUAUCAAUAAUCGAAUUUGACUCGUAUAUUGAACGAGGGAAAAUUGCGAUUUAUUUACAGACCGACGUUGGCCGUAAUCUGCCUGUUAUUAGAUCGCAUUGUGUUUACGACGAUAUAACGAUAAUAUUAAUUCUCGAAUUUAACUCGUAUAUUGAACAAGAGCAAAUACGAUCCUUUUACGCUCGGACGCUGGUCGUAAUUUGACGGCAAUGUGAUCGCAUUUUGUAUACGACAAUAUUACGAUAAUAUUAAUUCUCGAAUUUAAAUCGUAAAUCAAACAAGGGCAAGUUACGAUUCUUUUACGCAAGGACGUUCGUCGUAAUUUGCCUGUAAUUAGAUCGUACUUCAAAGUACGAUUUUAUUACGAUUGUCUGCAAGUAAAUUACGGUCAAAAAACGAUGAAAACGCGAUCUAGAGGUCAGUAGUGAAAUGGAGACAGAAACAUCCAGAAACAUCGUGUGAAGCGCAAGCAUUAACACUGGAAUGUUCACAACACAGACCAAGACUGUAUUACACGUAUUACUAAGGCUCUUCGAUACUCAAGAUCUCGCUGAAAAGAGCAGAUAGUAAGGUAAGGUAAGUUGUCCUGGCUCGCCUUUUCUCUAACUUUUUAAGCUUAAUUCCAACGUGUUUAUGACGAGUUCGAAUGACUGCCUCAAGUACUCAGUAACUAACAUUUCAGUGAGCAAUGAAACCAGCAUUAACCGUUUAAAGUAAAUUAUAACUAUACAUGUGUAUUUAUUUGGCAUAACCUUUCAAUACUAAGCAAGCAACGAGACCAUGACGUUGAAGAUGAUAAUGUAAAAUCAUGUAACGACUUUGGGGGUCUGAAGGAGUAGAAUUUCCUUGUUUUGUACUGGAAAAUAGGAGUUUGGUCACUGGUACUGGGAAUUACUAAAAGAAAAUAAUGGAAUUAAGAAAGGACAUCUGUAUAAAGUAAGCUUACAUGUAAUGUGAUACAAACAUUCUUAUGAAAAUUUUCACAGACUAUAGAAGAACUAAUAAACAGAAUAGAAAAGUGUUAACAAGUGUUGAAUUUGCAAGUAAGCAAAGAUAAUCUACGUAGUCUAGUUCUAUAUUUUCAUGUGUCAGUCAAUAACAAACCCAAGCUUCCCAAUUCCCCUGGCAGUCAUAGCGUCAUAAGUGGUGAAUAAUUUUACAGCAUGCAUGUAUUUUUUGAAGCAGGUACAAAAGUUUAUUUUUGAUUUUAAAUUACGUGGGUUUUAACUUAAAUGAACAGAGAAUGAAUAGACGUUUUCUUGAGUCUUUCAAUGCAUAGCUAAUGCAGACCAUGAUUGAAUUAGAAUGUAUUUUCAUGUAAGUGCCAACAUAGUUGUUAACAUCUUCACAGUUUCAUACCUUCAUCUGCAGUUCAAAGUAUGAUUCAUUUCAUAUAUUACCAUUAAUUUUAAUCUUCAUUGUGCACUGCUCCUAUGAAAUUAUAUUGUGGUUCUUGAGAGGAUACAGUGCAGCACAUACUGUCAGGAAAUUGAAUGCCUUACUUUUUGGGAAGCAAAGCACACAGUCAUGUUAGAAACCAGAAAUUGUUCUAUUUGCACCAUAGUUGUAUCGUCAGUAAAUCUAGGUUUAAAGGAAAACAAAAUUUAAAGAAACAAGUUGUGAAAGAUAAGACUCUUAAGAGCGUCAUAGCAGUCAUAGCUGUUUUGGAUUCUCUUGUCUACAUACACCAUUAUUAAUCUGCAAAUACAACUGUCUCUCUUGUGAAAUGUCCCUGGUGGCAAGGAAAGAAAAUAGGCUGCUUUAUUUACAGGGUACACUGUACAUUAUUAUUAGGUGGCAUUGUUUUCAAGAUUGAGGAUAAGGGCUUUAAAUAGCAAAGUGGCUUCACUCCUGUCACAUUAACUAGGAACCUUGAACGUUUCAUAUUAAAAAGGAAAAAAAAUAUAUUAGGUAAAGUUUCAGGAAAAUUUGAAACUUUUGGGAAUAAGGUGCUUAUAUGUUUCUAUAUUUUCCCUGAAAGUCUUUGGUGGAGCUCAUGAGAAGGCUAGGAAUGUUUAUUGAUUUGGAACUUAAGUCCGGGACAGGUAGAAAUUUAGUUCGAACAUGUAAACCUUUGAUAUGACUUGUCUGUGGGACAAGCACAUUUUUAAUUAGAAAAAUAAAGAUAAGAAACAGUUGCCUUAAAUAUUCCAUUUAACUUUGCCAUUCCACUGCCAGUCGUUUCAUUCAUUUGCUUUUUUACAAGUUCUGUUGUAGGUUUAAUUCAAAAAUAAUAUACAAGGGUAAUAAUGUGAUUAAAUAAUGUGAUUAAAAACAUUAAAUGCCUGUUGCAAGCUAAACUUUUUGGACAAGAACUCUAGGUUUCGGACAACCAAAUUUAAUGUAUUGCUCGUGUGAAGGACAAGUGGAUAGGAAAAUUUCUCUCUUACCAGGGUGCAAAGAAGGUGAUUUUUAAAGCUUGCCAUUGGGGCAAGCUGAAGCUAGCAUAUGCUAGCCCAAAUGUCAUUUCAACUAGCCCCCAAACCGUUUUGAUGAGCAGAAUUGAUUUCACAGUUCUUCUUUAAUUUGAAUUCCUCAAAAAAACUUCACUUGCCCAUCGGGCAAGUUAAGUUCAAAAUUCACUGGCUCGAUAGCAAAAUCCACUAGCCCCGGGCUAUCGGACACUACUUUCUUUGCGCACUGCUUACUCUCUAAUAAUAAUAAUAAUGUACAUCCAGUGGUUUUUCAUAGCACUUUACAACGAUAUUAAUGGAUGAUACUUUUAUAAAAAUGCAUACAUUAAAAUAAAAAAAGAUAUACAUUGUAAAACAUUGAACUCUAAUAAUAUAAUAAACCAUUGUUAAUAAAUUUAACAUACAUAUGCUUCAGUCUCCCCGACUAGUAAGGCACUGUGCCUGAGUUAUAAGACAUGAGACUUUAAUAAAGUUCAUUACUAUUAUUAUUAUUAUUGUUAUUAUUAUUAUUAUUAUUAUUAUUAUUAUUAUUAUUAUUAUUAUUAUUAUUAUUAUUAUUAUAGGGUUUCCAUGUAGCAUUUUACCCUGAUUUUCACUCAACUGCAAGUAGGGUUCUAAAUGUAAAUAUUAUUGCCUUUAAGGAAAGCCUUUAACUCAUACUAGUCAAACAUUUUGAAUCUUUAACAGUCAGAUGAAUCUUGUGCACUUGUGUGAAUUUGUGGACAUUGAAAUCAUUUGCUACUCAGGUUUUGCACUGUUAUUAGACCACUUGUGGAAAAUGCCUUAUCAUUUUUUUCAAAUUUUUAGUCUUGGUUUGUGAAAAGAGGCGUGUGGGGAACCCUGUGUCAAGUAAAAUUGUGCUGAUUGUAGUAAUUUGGCCAUGAGUGUAGGAAAAAAUAUUAUUAAUUAGUAAUAGCAGGGGGUGUCCUCUGGCAACUUAGGGGGUGUUUGCAUGACACCGGGGCAACUUUUGCCGCAGAGCGAGUUCACUCCGGUUCCCUCUCAUAGCUCUAUAUUUGUUUACAUGAUACCACCACAAAAUGUCAUGCAGGCGCGAGUCACCCCAGUGUGAGUUCACCCCGGUUCUUGUACCGGGGCGAGAAUUUCACUCUGGUACAAAAUCUCAUGGCAGUAUCAUGUAAAUGCGAAACGACCACCCGUUUCGGCAUGAAAUCGGUCUGCCGGUAGACUGGAAUGGGUAGCGUACGCGUAAUGUUUGCGAUUUUGAAUCACACUUGUAUUUUAUCAACAUGAAGUGUACCUUCAAAUAACGAGAUAUGAAAUGACUCAUUCAUAAUGUAAACCCGAUACAAAAUCAAAAAGUCAUCCUGGUAUGAGACUCGCACCGGUGUGAGUUUUCUCAUGUAAACACCCCCUUACUCUACAUGUACUUGUGCCUUUAGUGCGCGAUUAAGUGUAUUAUCACUAGCCUACAAAUAAUCUGUGUAGUUUACUCAAAUAAUACUUGCUUUCUAUUUAUUCAGCAGAUCAGCCUGGUAUGGGAUGUUGGUGACAGAAAGUCCUCUCAAAGCAAACAGGAUUAAUAAAUGUUAAUUACAAGCCUUAGUCUUGUAAAGUGGUUCCAGGGCUGUCACUAAGGGCCAUAAACCAGACUUUAAAUCGGCUACUUUGAGCCCAAUACUUGGCUGUUUUGAGAGGAAACGAAACUUUCCACAUUUUCAAUGUCCCGCUCACUAAUUUCACUUACCCUGCAACUUGCAAUCUUAGUGACAGCCUUGUGCAUCUAACUUUUACAUCAUCAGUUUAUGAAAAUGAUUUGUUAUUUGGAUUUUGUUGUUAAAUUUGACUGUAAACACUUCUGGGAGUGAAAGGGCUAAAUCAAGAAACCAUCAAUGUUAUACAUGUAUUAGGCUUUCAGUCUUUUUAUUUCUUAUCUAAAAUUGUUUAAGCUUUUAAUUUGAAUUAUGCUAAAUUAUACUAAAUAUUUUCAUUUUGGAAGAGACCAUUUUGACCCACCUUUACAUUAAUUUGUGUGUUAGAGUUGCUGUUUUUUAUCAAAAUUUAACUUCAUCAGUUUUCUUGUACACCCUGUACCUUACAUGUAAAUGCUAAUAAUUAUUUUAAACUAUAAAUCAUCUUAAUUUGGUAUAAUACUAAGUUAAGAUGAUUUUUUUGGAUAUUUUGAGAAGACUGUUUUGACCCAUUUGAAAAGUUUAUGUACACUGUAUCUUCUUAUUUAAACCUUACGUGUUGGAAAAAUUUUCGUUUUUUUUAAUUUUUAAUGUAAUGACAAAGAUGCUAACACAGAAAUAAAUCAUGUUAUAUUUAGAAAAUUCAGUUUUAGAGUAUCAGUGUGUUUUGUUUUUUAAAACCUUGUAAUAUCACUCUUUUCGGGACUAAACUUAAAGAAUGCGAUUCGUAUUUGUAGCUUUUGCAGUUACAACAAUGUGGCAUACCUGGCGAUUUUCUUGGGAUUUGAAAUGUAA
This is a messenger RNA of Porites lobata, 9416 nucleotides long. Lineage: Eukaryota; Metazoa; Cnidaria; Anthozoa; Scleractinia; Poritidae. The record is from the annotation of a GenBank genome assembly.